AUGGCUUCCAAUAUCCAAGACUCCUGGCUAUCCCGCCAUUACAUUGACUAUGUCUACAUCCCCGGCGUGCUUCUUGUCGUUGGCACCGUCAUUGUGAAGAGAGACUGGGCUUGGCACUCGGUGGUCCUGGCGAUCCUCCUUGGCGCCUACAAUUUCUGGAACUUCCAGAUCAAGAAGGUUUUGAAGCCCGACGUUUUCCAAGAAUUCGAGCUCCAAGAGAAAACCGUCAUCUCGCACAAUGUCGCCAUCUACCGGUUCAAGCUCCCGUCUUCCAAGUCGAUCCUUGGUCUUCCCAUCGGUCAACACAUCUCAAUCGGUGCUCCCCUCAAGCAACCUGAUGGCACCACCAAGGAGAUUGUCCGAUCGUAUACUCCCAUUUCCGGUGACCACCAACCUGGCCAUUUCGACCUCCUGAUCAAGUCCUACCCUCAAGGUAACAUCUCCAAGCAUAUGGCUUCCUUGGUGACUGGCCAAACCAUUCGAGUCCGCGGCCCCAAGGGUGCUUUUGUGUACACCCCCAACAUGAUCCGUCACUUCGGCAUGAUUGCUGGUGGCACCGGAAUCACCCCUAUGCUUCAAAUCAUUCGUGCUAUUGUCCGCGGACGCGCGUCUGGUGAUACGACCGAGGUUGACCUCAUCUUCGCCAAUGUCUCUCCCCAGGAUAUCCUCCUGAAGGAGGACCUGGAUGCCCUGACAAAGGAGGACAGCGGUAUCCGCGUGCACUACGUCUUGGAUAACCCUCCCGAGGGUUGGUCUGGCGGAGUUGGCUACGUCACUGGCGACAUGAUUACCAAAUGGCUGCCUAAACCCGCGGAUGAUGUCAAGAUCCUGCUCUGCGGGCCUCCUCCCAUGGUCAGUGGCCUGAAGAAGACCACCGAAAGCCUCGGAUACAAAAAGGCUCGACCCGUCAGCAAGCUCGAGGACCAGGUAUUCGCCUUCUAG
Messenger RNA from Ustilaginoidea virens, 942 nucleotides. RefSeq lists its product as uncharacterized. Gene Ontology annotation, molecular function: oxidoreductase activity. The coding region runs from base 1 to 942 and encodes 313 amino acids. The transcript has 4 exons. Gene Ontology annotation, cellular component: endoplasmic reticulum. Lineage: Eukaryota; Fungi; Ascomycota; Sordariomycetes; Hypocreales; Clavicipitaceae. The record is from RefSeq and is a predicted model, not a curated record.